AUGAAUCCUUCAAACAUUCCCUACCACUUCGGGGAACAUGAUUCUCAGCAUAAGUCUGACCAAUCGACUUCCACCCUCCUUGUCUACGUGACAACCUCUGCCACAUCUUCCGGCCCUGCUGCGGGACACACCACCCUCACUUCAAGCAAAGUAACUACUAGCACCCAGUCAACCACUCAAUUCAGCUCAACUAGUUCUUGGACUAGUACCAGUGUUUCUGUCACUACGACACCAACGGAAACAUCAAGUCUCCCGCAAACAACACCCAUAACUUCAACUUCUGAGUCUACCACUGAGCACUCAACUUCUACGUCAAUGAAAGACCAGACUCUUGUUAUAGAUACCACAUCCGCUCCACAUGUCGUAUCGUCAAGUACAACGACAUCUUCAGAGCCUCCUACUACGACUUCAAUUGUAACCUCUCUCAAGGACCUACCAUCGUCAAUAGAGUCUCCCACCUCUACAGUCCCAAAAUCAAUGCCCUUACUUGUUGCCACAAGCUCAAGCUCAGCAUCAACCUUCACCAAUUCUGCCGUCUCAAUACCUACAUCACAAACAUCUUUUGCUCCGUUCCCUAAGGUAACCGAAACAAACCAACCUUUGGAACUACCGAAUUCUUCCGAACCUGUUAAAUCAUCUAGUAUGACAUCGACAGGAAAAGCUUCGCUGAUACUAGGAAUUGUUCUACUUCUUGGUGCCAUUCUCUUAAUGCUCCAAUUCUAUCUCAAGAAAAAGCGCGACAACGGAGUAAGCAAGAUUCAGGAUGACGAGAAAGAUGGAUAUCGCGACAUGAGCCAAAAAGCUUCAGUUCCAAUCAGCGCAUCUUCAACUUCAAACGCAUCCUCAGCUACGCAGCCUGUUCUCAACAAACCAACGGAAAACAACAGGAGUAACGGAAACUCACCGGCCUCCAACUACGCCGAAAGUGAGAAAAGAUCAUUAACGACUCCAUCCGACAUUCAGUCAAAUCCCUUUGGAAAUCACGCUGAAAUUGCAGUCGACUCUGUGAAUGCCAAUGGUCCAAACAUCCUGAAUAAUCCCAGCCCGAUAAACCGAGGAAAUAAUAUUGUGCCGACGCUAGUUCGUGGAGCUUCGAAACGCAGCCAGAGACAGCAAGAUUUCCCAAAAGCGCCAUCUCCCGCGAGUUCGAAGACUCAAACUGCACAUCAAAGCAACACCCCGCGUGCUAAUGUUAAACCUCAAUCGGGUAAUACAGCACAGAAUACAAGUUCAGAAAUUCCUAUAGCUGUUCACAGAGCUCAACUCGAUUUUGCGCCAUCGAUGGAUGAUGAGCUCGAAUUGAUUGCAGGCCAACUAGUUCGGGUACUUCACGAAUAUGAUGACGGCUGGGCUAUGUGUGUAAGACUGGAUUCUUCUGAACAGGGUGUUUGUCCGCGAACCUGUCUAUCUACUCGUCCAAUAAAGCCUCGAUCUCAUUCAGGAAGUUCAGGUUGCCCAUCGCCAGGAAUGCAAGCCUCUCAAGCAAGCACGGCAUUGCUACAACAGAGCCCUCUCAGCGUAGAAAAAGGCCCGCUACCAGCAACACCUAACAGACAGGGAGUCCCUAAUCAGCCAUCCAGUCCCGAACAAUGGUCAAAUUCUGUACACGCGCAAAGACGACCACUAGAACCUUCUUCCUUGACUUUGGGACGGCCCUCUCCCUGCGAUAUGGAACCCAGAGGAUUAAAUAUGACUCAUGCUACACUACAAACAAGUUCUUCGUCGGAGCACGGAGAAUUACGUGACCCACACCCGGCAAAUUCCGAAAGUCUCCAUGAAUCCAGCCCACUACCCUUGAAGAAUAUGGCUAGAUACAACUGCAAAGUUAAUACUCAGACUGUAGGCAAUUUUUCCGCUCACACACCCGAUGGUUGUACUGUUGAGUCCCCCAUUAUCCAACAGUUCUCAACCAAUAAGCCCACACCAGAAGUUCCAUGUAACAGUAACCCUUCAGAUUCUCGCCCAUCAUCUAGAAACUCCGAAAUUAUGGAUGACUUAGAGCCUUACACACAGAGUGUACACAGUCGCAGUGGUUCUCCAUCUCAACACUCGCUCGAUGGUGAAUACAAUCAGAAGUCACUACCAGGCCAAGCGCUAUAA
This is a messenger RNA of Blumeria graminis f. sp. triticale, 2100 nucleotides long. Lineage: Eukaryota; Fungi; Ascomycota; Leotiomycetes; Helotiales; Erysiphaceae. The record is from the annotation of a GenBank genome assembly.